ACCCCGGGCCCUGCUGCCGCCGCUGACGGCACCAUGGAGGACGGCGAGGCGGGGGAGCCCUUCCCCGCGGAGGCGCACGCCGCCGAGGCCAUGGCCGCCGACAUGGACCGCUGGCUGGUGUUCAAUUCCCGCAACCCCCGGUCGGAGUUUGACGACUGGCUGCAGAGCAACAUGCCGUCGCAGGUGUGCCGGUUCGGGGACGAGGAGAGCGGGACCGGCUCGGUGGGGUGGAUCUCGGUCCGGGGCCCCCAGCAGGACAGCCCGGGGGACAGCGACGUGGACGUGGAGGGUCUGCAGGACAGCUGGGACCAGCUGCUGGCCAGCGGCCGGCCCGUCACCUUCCACACGGUCCGGGAGCUGGCGCUCAACCACCGGGUGCUCUCGGGCAAGUGGCUCAUGCACCUGGACCCCGGGUUCAAGGUGGACCGUGCGUGGGAGUGCGUGGCCAGGGCGACGCACGAGGGCAAGAUCCGGAGCGUGAAGGUGAGCCCCUUCAACCCCGGAGGGGGCGCCCAGCACGUCAUCUGCGUCUACAACCGGGACUUCACUGAUGAGGCGGAGGUGGUCCGGCUGGACUCCAUCAUCCGCGCCACGGGGGUCAAAUGCCCGCUGUACUACAAGCCCAACGUUUACACCCACCUGGGCAUCUACCGCAGCAACCGCUGGAAGCUCUGCCCCACCAUUUACGAGAGCAAAUACGACCUGGAGUGCGUGCCCCGGCGCUCCCACAUCAUCAAUAAAGUUACCAAUCAGGAAGUAACAUAAACACAUCUGAAGAAGUGGCCAGGACUGUUUUAUGAAGAGGCCUUUAGUCAUUGCACGCUGCUUGGCUCAAAUGCUUUUCAACCUAGUAAUUAUAUUUUCAUCCCAAGUUCUUCCAUUUUUGCAAAGAGAAAUGAUUGACAAUAUGGUGAAAUCUUGUUUUGAUGCAGUUAUAUUUCAAUUUAAAUAAAUGCCAUCCUGGUUUUUGCAGACUAUAUUGUAAUAAAAGAGCAGCGACUAGAUUUAUGUUAAAAGAUCAGCUCUGAACUGACUUUGUUUCUCCUUCUUUAUACCAUCUGUGCAUGUUUUCAGUGGAUCAUUUUUAUUUUGUGUUCUUGAGAAAACAUACAUGCAUUUGGUUAGUUUUUGUUUUGAACUGAACUAUAAUUGCAGCCUUGCCAAAUAAAAUACUUUUGAAGACCGUCAAAAAAAAAAAAAAAAUAAAUUGGAAUAAUCAUAUUAAUCAAGUUUGCAAAAGAUCAAUGAAAAUGCUUGCCAUACUGAAAAAGGUUUGUCCAUUGAUCCAUCCCUCUGCUCACUUGACUGUAUUAUAGUUUCCUAUUUCCAUAUAUGAAUUACUGCAAUAUUGUCUGGUCUGAAACU
Molecule: messenger RNA, 1365 nt
Organism: Cololabis saira (Pacific saury)
Lineage: Eukaryota; Metazoa; Chordata; Actinopteri; Beloniformes; Belonidae
Product: UPF0696 protein C11orf68 homolog
Source: RefSeq, a predicted model, not a curated record